AAUUGAAGUCUGGAUAGCUGACGUCGUGUUGAAAGGAGGCUGAUAACUAGAAAGCUUCAUCCUCACAGAGAGAUAGGAGAAUCAGGCGGAAUUGAGGCCAUCAUUGCGUAUAAAGAGAGGGAAAGAGAGGGAAAGAAAGAGAGAGAGAGAGAGAGAGAGAGGAAAAGAGACGGGGAAGAAGGAUUGAGAGACAAGAGACAAGAGACAAGAGACAAGAACCAAGCCAGAAUCCAACAUGUCACCACAGAGAAAGCUCCUGCUGCUGGGCACCUUUGUGCACUCCAAGACACGGCAGGACCUGGAUUUCCUGCACAAGGCGGGAAUCGCCAUCGACGCCCAAGGCAAGAUUGCCGCCAUUGAACGGGAUGCGCAAGAUUUGAGCGAGGUCAAGGCGCGGCUGCUGGGCAAGCUGGGGUGGGAUGAGGCAGAGGUGGACGUGACGGAGGCUGCGGAGGGACAGUUUUUCUUUCCGGGCUUUGUGGACACGCACAUCCACGCUUCUCAGUACGCCAACGCAGGCAUAUUUGGCAAAUCAAGUCUCCUGGACUGGCUCGAGACAUACACCUUCCCCCUCGAAGCCAGCCUCAAGGACCUCUCCAAGGCGCGCCGAGUCUACUCCAGAUGCAUCCGCCGCACGCUUUCUCACGGAACCACAACGGCCACCUACUUUGCCACCAUUGACGUCGCCGCGACGAACCUGCUGGCUGACCUGUGUCUGUCCAUGGGCCAACGGGCGUUUGUGGGCCGCGUUUGCAUGGACAGCACUGACAUGAAUCCCGCCUAUUACCGCGAUGCCUCGGCCGCCGAUGGCUUGGAGGCGACACAGCAGACGAUUGACCACGUGCGCCGCAUCGACCCCGGCUUUGACGUCGUCUCACCCAUUCUGACGCCUCGCUUCGCCCCUUCAUGCUCGAGCGAGGCCAUGGCCGGCCUGGCAGAGCUGCACCGCCAGACGGGCCUCCCCAUCCAGACUCACGUCUCGGAGAACCCCGGCGAGAUUCAGCUCGUGGCGCAGCUGUUUCCGGAAUCCGAUUCGUACACUGGCCUCUACGACAAGUGUGGCCUGCUCACGCCGCGGACGGUGCUGGCCCACGCGGUGCACAUCUCGGAGGAAGAGGCGGACCUGAUUGCGCUCAAGGGGUCCAAGGUCUCUCACUGCCCAUGCAGUAACACGUGUUUGACCAGUGGGUCGGCGAGGGUGCGGUGGAUGUGGGACAAGGGGAUUGACGUUGGGCUGGGGACGGACGUCAGCGGCGGAUACAGCCAUUCGAUCUUGGAAGCGGCUAGACAGGCUGCGAUGGUGAGCCGGCAUGUAGCCAUGGGCAUCGAGCAAGAGAAGGAGAGGGAGAGGGUCAAGCUGACGGUGGAAGAGGUGCUGUACCUCGCCACGAGGGGAGGAGCCCGAUGCGUAGGGCUGGAGGACAAGAUCGGGGGCUUCGAAGUGGGCAUGGAGUGGGACGCGCAGCUGGUGACCCUGGGCGAGGUCAAUGACGAAGGAGACGUGCACGACGAGGAUGACGACCACGGCUUCGUCGACAUGUUUGGGUGGGAGACGUGGGACGAUAGAGUGGCCAAGUGGCUGUUCAAUGGCGACGACCGCAACACGAAGAAGGUCUGGGUCAAGGGCAGGCUGGUGCAUAGACGGAAAUGAUGACGAGCAUGAUCAAAACUUACGAAAUCCGAAAAAACAGACACAUCCAUCAUGAUGAAGAAAUUUUAUAAAGAGCGGGCUAGGACAUGGAUAUAGAUUGAGAAAGAGGGGGACUAUUAGAUUUUUUGGUUUAGAGAACAUUGGCUUUGCAUUUCGUAUGACUAGAGCUUUAGAGCAGAAUGAAGAAAGACCCGUCAACGUUCAUC
Molecule: messenger RNA, 1857 nt
Organism: Trichoderma virens Gv29-8
Lineage: Eukaryota; Fungi; Ascomycota; Sordariomycetes; Hypocreales; Hypocreaceae
Exons: 3
Coding region: 236-1651 (471 amino acids)
Biological process (GO): guanine metabolic process
Cellular component (GO): cytosol
Molecular function (GO): guanine deaminase activity; zinc ion binding
Source: RefSeq, a predicted model, not a curated record